Molecule: messenger RNA, 461 nt
Organism: Bufo gargarizans (Asiatic toad)
Lineage: Eukaryota; Metazoa; Chordata; Amphibia; Anura; Bufonidae
Gene: STRIT1
Product: small transmembrane regulator of ion transport 1
Exons: 3
Coding region: 28-255 (75 amino acids)
Biological process (GO): regulation of slow-twitch skeletal muscle fiber contraction; regulation of ATPase-coupled calcium transmembrane transporter activity
Source: RefSeq, a predicted model, not a curated record
GUUUGGAAACUGUUUGGAUUACCGUUUAUGCCAAGUAAAGCUGUGUUCAACGUUACUACAAGUCUGGGCUCCAUUUAUUCUACUUAUUCAUCAUCCAAGUUCAACUCCCCUUUUUGCACUGCUUUGGACUACAUCACGUCUGGGUUCCAAGGAUAUCCAGGCAUGGCUGAAUAUCGUCGGUACCUGAUGCCUGCUUUACUAAUCGCUGGAUGGUUCAUUGGCUGUGGAGUGAUGGUGUAUGUCAUUUUCUCAUGAAAAGAAUAGAGCUGCCAAUGUCUGAAGAACUGAAGACUCCUUUCUCCAUGAGCCAUCUUAUACUAAUUCCAGUGUAGCAUCCCAUGAAGAUGCAGUACCAAGAUUAAAAUUUUGAGAAUAGCAUAAAUAGUAAAAUGUGUUUUUUCUGUUUUUAAAUGUAUGCCACAUGUACAUUGAAUGCAAUUUAAAUUAAAUAUUUGAUUGGA